Molecule: messenger RNA, 2041 nt
Organism: Leptonychotes weddellii (Weddell seal)
Lineage: Eukaryota; Metazoa; Chordata; Mammalia; Carnivora; Phocidae
Source: RefSeq, a predicted model, not a curated record
GUCGCCGCCCACCUCUGGCGGAGGGGCGGAGGAGGCCACGCGGGGCCAUGGGCAAGCCAGGAGCCCAAAAAUCUCUCCGCGGCCUCGCGCAGGCAGCCCCCCUAAUUGGCCGGCCCUUGGACCCCUUUGGCCUGGUCCCCACGCCCUGCUGAGGGACCCCCAGUUCCCUAGGGUCCAGUCUCCUCCCAGGAUCACCUCCCCAUGCCUCCGCGACCAGACCAGCUACUAGCCCCGUGAAGACCAUCCUGAAUCCCCUGAAACCUGCUCCAAAGCCCCUCAGCCCAGCCCUUGGAUACCACUACUUGGCUAGUAGAGGCCCACCCUCCUCCAGGCCCCCAGAGGGGGUCAGGGCCAGCAUCCCAUGCUAGCUCUCCCCUCCAAGGAUGUGCGUAGAGACCAAGCCCCCACUCUGUCUCCUGACACGUAUCAGCACACUCAUAUCCCCCACCCCCACUGCCAGGUGAACCAGGGGAACAUGCCAGGGGUCCAGAGCACCUUCCUGGCCAUGGACACAGAGGAGGGGGUGGAGGUGGUGUGGAAUGAGUUGCACUUCGGGGAUAGGAAGGCCUUCGCGGCCCAUGAGGAGAAGAUCCAGACCAUGUUUGAGCAGCUGGUGCUGGUAGACCACCCCAACAUUGUCAAGCUGCACAAAUACUGGCUGGAUGCCUCAGAAGCCCGGGCGCGGUUGGCGGAGCCCGUCCGCCCCGCAGGUCAUCUUCAUCACAGAGUACGUGUCAUCGGGCAGCCUCAAGCAAUUCCUCAAAAAGACCAAGAAAAACCACAAGGCCAUGAACGCGCGGGCCUGGAAGCGCUGGUGCACGCAGAUCCUGUCUGCGCUCAGCUUUCUACACGCCUGCAGUCCCCCCAUCAUCCACGGGAACCUGACCAGUGAUACCAUCUUCAUACAGCACAAUGGCCUCAUCAAGAUUGGCUCUGUGUGGCACCGCAUCUUCUCCAACGCGCUCCCGGACGAUCUCCGAAGCCCGAUCCGUGCCGAGCGUGAGGAGCUACGGAACCUGCACUUUUUCCCGCCAGAGUAUGGUGAGGUUGCUGAUGGCACUGCCGUGGACAUCUUCUCCUUUGGCAUGUGUGCCCUGGAGAUGGCUGUGCUGGAGAUCCAAGCCAAUGGGGACACCCGGGUCACAGAAGAGGCCAUAACUCGUGCCAGGCACUCACUGAGCGACCCCAACAUGCGGAAGACUCCCGAGUUCAUCCUCUCCUGCCUGGCCCGGGACCCCAGCCAUCGGCCCUCUGCCCACAACCUCCUCUUCCACCGCGUACUCUUCGAAGUGCACUCGCUGAAGCUCCUGGCAGCUCACUGCUUCAUCCAGCACCAAUACCUCAUGCCCGAGAAUGUGGUGGAGGAAAAGACCAAGGCAGUGGACCUGCACGCAGUCCUGGCAGAGAUCCCCCGGCCGCCCCGGCCCCCGCUGCAGUGGCGGUACUCGGAGGUCUCCUGCUUGGAGCUCGACAAAUUCCUGGAGGAUGUCAGGAAUGGGAUCUACCCGCUGAUGAACUUUGCGGCGGCUCGGCCCCUGGGGCUGCCCCGUGUGCUGGCCCCACCCCCUGAGGAGGCCCAGAAGGCCAAGACCCCGACGCCAGAACCUUUUGACUCGGAGACCAGAAAGGUGAUCCAGAUGCAGUGCAACCUGGAGAGGAGCGAGGACAAGGCCCGCUGGCAUCUUACUCUGCUUCUGGUGCUGGAGGACCGGCUACACCGGCAGCUCACUUAUGACCUGCUCCCAACCGACAGUGCCCAGGACCUUGCCAGCGAGCUGGUACACUAUGGCUUCGUCCACGAGGAUGACCGGACCAAGCUGGCUGCCUUCCUGGAAAGCACCUUCCUCAAGUACCUCGGAGCUCAGCCGUGACCUCGCACCCCAGCCCCCAGGGACCAGCCCUGGCCACCCACAUGGGGAAGCUCAGCAUUGGUCCAGGGCUCAGGGGACCAGGGGCUGACCUCUGCUUACAUGCUUGGGGCUGAUGACCAAAUGCCUGCUAGUGAGGAACUUCUGCCUUCCACAGCUUUCAAGGAGGCCCU